UCACCAAGAUGAUCACCUGAGUCAGGUAAUCAGGAGGGAACUAAGGUUUAGAUGGCUCCCUGGAUGGCCUCAUUUCAUCUUCCAGGAUCUUCAGGCAGGUCAUCUUGGACCAUCAGAACAUGCUUCCCCUCAGUUUCUGAAACAUUUCUUUCAUAAUAUUCCUUUAACAGAGUGGCAAGUGGGGAAGAGUGAGAGAGAGCCAGAGGAAGACCUUUGAAUGUCUGACAACACCCCUUCAGGAGUUUCACCCAAGGAAACCUUAAAUCUCUGCGGACAAUUUACAAAGCACUCAGACUUCAGACUUGUUGCAUCAAAAUAUGUUUAUUGGAUGAAUUUAAAUGUAAAAAAAGAGGAUUUAAAAUAUUAAAAGAAAAGCCAAAACCAAGUUAAAAUGCAGCUUAGACUCACCAGUUGUGGGGCAGGCUAAUAAAACAACGCGUCUCAAGAAUCAGCCCACAACAACGUGCGAAUUGGAAGCUAACUUCAGCAAUGGUCACCUAAAACCAAGAUUGUAGGAACUGUGUUGUUGACGACAUGAAGAACAUGAUGAUCUUCACUCCGCUGUGUCUGACCCUGUGCUGGAUGCUCUCUGUGGACUCCAUGAGGAUCCCUCUCAUUCCUGUGUUCCCAUUAGACAUGGCUGAGGAUUCGGUUGAUGACAUGUACGAUGGCUGCAACGACAAAGCAUCAAUGGACAAGAUAAAAAGCCAGUACUCUAAAGAGCUGACAAGUGGAGUAUAUGCACAGGCCUGGAAAGUAGCUCAAAUGUGUGCUGAUCAGAAGUUUAACAUAAGCAGUAGGAAGGAAAUGGCUCUGACGAUGGAUCACAUACAAGCAAUCUGUGUGUACACAGAUAUUUAUGUGCAUUCACAGUUUAAUACAGCAGUCAGGGAACAAAGAAAAAAUUAUAUUAAGUCAUUCCAGUACCAUACUUUACAUUUCCUGUUGACAACAGCCAUUACAAUCUUGAAUCCUAAACACCGUUGUCACAUAACCUACAGACGAACUACAGUUGCAUUUACUGGAACACUCAACCAAAAAAUUCGUUUUGGCUCCUUUGCAUCCAGCUCUUACAAAAUGGACCUGAUCCAAUUUGGUAAAGAGACCUGCUUUAAGAUUAACACCUGCUUUGGUGGAUAUUUGAAAAGAUAUUCAGUUUUAAAUGACAGCGAGCAAGAAGUGCUCAUCCCACCGUAUGAGAUGUUUGCUAUUAAAGACAUAGUUAAACCACCACGUGUAAUCAAAGGGCUGGAAGACUGUAACAUUGUCUAUGUGUUGGAGAGUGCAGGACGUAAAAGUAAUCUGAACUGCGAUUUAUUAAGUUUUGGGUAAAAGGUUAAAAACUUUUUCAGCUCUUGUUUCAAAUGUUGAAAUGUUGAAUUAAUUUAAUGUUGUUCAUACAGGAGAGUUGAAGAGUUUAAUGGAAAAUUCAAAUUUAUAUCUUUCGUCUGUGUUCCUGCUCAUAUGCAACACACUCAACUUCUUUGUGCCUUUUUUUUAAAAAUCAGGUGUAUGAAUGACUCGCAACAGCUGUAAUGUUUGUCCUUCUCUUAACGGAGCUGCAGUGCUUUUUUCUGUAAUGGGCCAUUAAUCGCAAGAAAUA
Melanotaenia boesemani (Boeseman's rainbowfish) is the source of this 1603-nucleotide messenger RNA. RefSeq names its product NAD(P)(+)--arginine ADP-ribosyltransferase 2-like. The transcript is spliced from 3 exons. The record is from RefSeq and is a predicted model, not a curated record. NCBI's taxonomy places the organism in Eukaryota, Metazoa, Chordata, Actinopteri, Atheriniformes, Melanotaeniidae. Gene Ontology annotation, molecular function: NAD+ poly-ADP-ribosyltransferase activity; NAD+-protein-arginine ADP-ribosyltransferase activity. The coding region runs from base 535 to 1332 and encodes 265 amino acids.